GGCGAGCUGAAUCAUUCAAAGCUACGACUUUGCGGCGUAUGCAACACGAAGGCAGCGCAGAGCAAACUCAAAGAGAGAGAAAGAAUCAAGACCAACUGUGGAUUACGCGUGAUAUCGUUGAGUUAACCUUAGUAGACAACAUGGUGCUAGAAAUGGAAAUGUCCAAGACAUAUCAAUACCGUAAGGUGAUGAAACCCAUGCUGGAGCGCAAGCGUCGUGCGCGCAUCAACAAGUGCCUGGACGAGCUGAAAGACAUAAUGGUGGAGUGCCUGACGCAGGAGGGCGAGCACAUUACGCGCCUGGAGAAGGCCGACAUCCUGGAGCUGACCGUGGAGCACAUGAAGAAGCUGCGGGCCCAAAAGCAACUGCGCCUGGGCAGCAGCGGCUCGAGCGCCAGCGUCGCCGGCGACUCCAAGCUGAGCAUCGCGGAGAGUUUUCGUGCCGGCUACGUGCAUGCAGCCAAUGAGGUGUCCAAGACCCUGGCUGCAGUGCCCGGCGUCAGCGUGGAUCUGGGCACGCAGCUCAUGAGUCAUCUGGGCCAUCGACUCAACUACUUGCAAGUGGUGGUGCCCACGCUGCCCAUUGGAGUGGCGGUGCCACUGCAGACAGCCGACGAGCUAAGCAGCCCCAGCAGCAGCAGCAGCCCAUCUCCAGCUCUGGUGACGCCCCCGCCCUCGGAAUGCGGCAGCGCCAGCGGCAGUUGCAGCCCAGCGCCCAGCGAGGCCAGCACCAGCUCCAACAGCACUGGACCCAUGUGGCGUCCAUGGUGAAGGCAUUGCAGGCGGCAGCCUUGAUGCCCAAGGCGUUGACAACUCACUCACCCACCCACUCACCCGGGGCAGCUGUUCGCUCAGGCGCGCUGGACUGGAAACCGUGCGCCGACAGCUCCACUCCGAUGGGAAAAAAUGCAUCUACGAGCCACUCAGCUGGAGCCGACAACAUGGCUAACGAGUGUUGCUACAUUUUUUAUUGUGUACCCGGAGCAAAUCAAAA
Molecule: messenger RNA, 993 nt
Organism: Drosophila navojoa
Lineage: Eukaryota; Metazoa; Arthropoda; Insecta; Diptera; Drosophilidae
Gene: E(spl)mbeta-HLH
Product: Enhancer of split mbeta, helix-loop-helix
Biological process (GO): regulation of DNA-templated transcription
Molecular function (GO): DNA binding; protein dimerization activity
Source: RefSeq, a predicted model, not a curated record